UGUCGCUAGGGCCGUGUCGGUAUCUGGUUCAUAUUGACCAUCGUGCGAGUACAGAACGUCAGCAAACUUAAUACUGAUAAAGAAAAAACAUGACGACCCAUUUUAAGAAAGUGCUCCGCCAGGCGCUAAAAACUUUCGAGCGUGCCAACUAUAAUCAUGCCACAUUCAAUGCCAAUCUGCAACAACUAAAACAACUAACAGAUCAGCUAACAUAUCGCGAUUUACAUUUGAGCAAGGACGAGCUAUUUCACGAUGCCUUUAACGAGACUGCCGACCGAGCUCCCUGUUCGUACAUUCACAUUUUCGAAAACGAGUUGGUUUCCAUGAGCGUGUUCAUCAUGCGCCCUGGCUACACAAUGCCGCUUCAUGAUCAUCCAAUGAUGCAUGGAAUUUUGCGUGGCAUUUGGGGACAGCUGCGUGUGCAGAGCUACACACAGCAAUUAGGCGUCAACGAAUCUGAGCCAUUGGUAUACGAUAAGAACCCCACGGAGGUGCGGGUUAUCGCGGAGCAGCCAAAUGUUGUCACCCCUCAAACCACGAGCGCAUUGCUAACACCAAGGGAGCGAAACUUCCAUCAGAUCACAGCCGUUAAUGGUGUUGCCGCUUUCUUUGAUAUCUUAAGUCCGCCCUACGAUGCUAAUAUGCCGAUAUACGGCCCACGCCGUUGCCGUUUCUAUCGCCCCAAAUCAGAUUCUGAUAAUCAGAUACAUCUCCAGUGCAUUCCAUCGCCUGGAAGCUAUUAUUGUGAUUUAGUAGACACGCCGGAUUCUGUUCUACAAUGUGGAUUUGUCUGUGCUGCCGAAAUUUUCGGCGAUCAUGCCACCGAGAUGCAGUGAAACAGCCAUAAUUAUAAGCUUCAGAUAAAUGUUUAAAGUUAUAUUCCCGCUCGACAUUAUAUCAAUUUAGGUUAAACGGCAGCAGCAUCUAAGCGUUUUCUGUGUUAUUUAAAUAAUUGCCCCUAUUUUUAAUGUUAAAUAGAAGCUAAAUAGCAACUGUUUGCUUCUACCAUUAAUAAAUUCAUAUUUCAAAAAUUA
This is a messenger RNA of Scaptodrosophila lebanonensis, 1034 nucleotides long. Its product is annotated as 2-aminoethanethiol dioxygenase. The transcript is spliced from 2 exons. Lineage: Eukaryota; Metazoa; Arthropoda; Insecta; Diptera; Drosophilidae. Gene Ontology annotation, cellular component: mitochondrion. The record is from RefSeq and is a predicted model, not a curated record. Gene Ontology annotation, molecular function: oxidoreductase activity, acting on single donors with incorporation of molecular oxygen, incorporation of two atoms of oxygen. The coding region runs from base 90 to 836 and encodes 248 amino acids.